CUCUCAACGGGGCGAAGUCCCUGGUGUCUGAUUGAUUCGCAAGUCGACGAGAAUUUGAUCUACCGUGUCGAGGGCAUCCAUUCCCACACGCGAACAAUUCCUUAUUGCUGACCGCGUUAUAUUGUUGGAACUAGCCUUGAGUUCAGAAGAUUCGCCGGAGGAAAUUGCGCAUGGGAGGGGCCGCGUAGCGUGCACGCGCGAGGUCGCGGGAAGCCGCUUGGUGGACUUCGAGAAAAAAAAAAUCAUGGCUGACGAGAUUAGCGACGCUCGCGAGGGGUAUGAUUGGCUCCGCGAAGAAUUCGUCAACGUAUUGAGGAGCAGGCGACGGCCGCUAGACGCUCCAGGUUUUUUGGAGGCGAGCUGGCAGGAGAGCAGUCAGAGACUGCCAGACGGCCGGACCCUUCUGUACCAAGAUGUUGAGUUGGUGACAGAGGAGGGAGAGCAGGGCCGUAUGCCUGUCACUAUAGUGAGUCUGCUUAUACCAGAGAACAAUGAGCAGCAGCAUCAGCAGAAGCGGGCAGCAGUGAUUCUGCUGCACAGCACGAAUAAGAGCAAGGAGGCUCUGCUGGAGAAGCAGAAGGAGAUAGCGUGUCUAGGUUUCGUUGCCAUCACGUGUGACAACCGCUACCAUGGCGCUCGUGCGUCCUCCCCUUCUGCAUACUCCGAUGCGUUGGUCAGGGCGUGGAGGACUGGACAGGAAAUGCCGUUCCUCUUUGAUCCGGUGUGGGACGUGCUUCGCCUGCUGGAUUAUCUCACAGCCGCUCACACCGAUAUCAUCGACUGCUCUGGCAUUGGAAUCACGGGUGUCUCCCUCGGCGGCAUGGUAGCGUGGCUGGCUGCCAUGGUGGACCCCCGGAUAGCAGCAGCUGCUCCCAUGAUAGGCGUGCAGUGUUUCAAGUGGGCGGUGGACAACAACUGCUUCCACGCUAGAGUGGCCUCCAUACCGCAUGCUUUCAAUGCAGCAGCAGCGGACAUGGGGAAGUCAGAGGUGGAUGCACAAGUGGUCACAGCGGUGUGGAACCGAAUCACUCCUGGCCUGCUGCACCAGUUUGGCCCUCGCAACUCCCUGCCGGCAAUUUGCCCGCGGCCACUGCUCAUUCUGAAUGGGGAGAGUGAUCCGAGGUGCCCCGUGGAGGGGUUGAGGGAAGCAGUGAGGCGCACAGAGGAGGCGUACAGCAGGGCACGCGUGCCACACAGAUUCGAGUUCUAUGCGGACGGGGGAGUGGGGCAUGAGGUGACGGACGCCAUGUGGGACAAGGCAAUCACAUGGAUGCAAACACACCUGCUGGCGGGAUGAUGGGAAAGGGAACAGCCCAGAUGCCAACCUCUACUUCAUGGGUGCCAAUUGCCUGCACAACUGCUUGGAGAACGUUCCUCUAUGAAUGUGAAGGUUGAUGGUUGAGCCAGAAACUUGUGAUGGUGUAUCCUGUCAUGUUUCUAAGAUGUUUGACUAGGCUGGUCUAGUGUCGCUUCGAAAUUCCUGCUGCUUCAGCAGUGUAUACCGGUACAUGUCUAAACAAUUCCCAA
Messenger RNA from Closterium sp. NIES-67, 1527 nucleotides. NCBI's taxonomy places the organism in Eukaryota, Viridiplantae, Streptophyta, Zygnematophyceae, Desmidiales, Closteriaceae. The record is from the annotation of a GenBank genome assembly.